AUGAAGCUUUCCUGGGGCUUUAUCGCCUCUUCGCUGUACUGCUCGGCCUUCGCAGCCAGGCCAACAGUCAGCCCCGAAACAGCUCGACUAAUCCUCGCACAGCGGCUGGGCCUAUCGCGAUUCCACUCGAUUGAGCACGCAGACUCAGAGACGCUUCGGCAUAUCAAUGUGUACGGAGGGAGGCAACAGAAGCUGUUUGGAGGGGAGGAUUCAGAUCGGUCAAAAGCACAUCUGCUGUUGUGGAUAGAGGACGCGGAGCAGGAUGAAGCUACAGUCGUCAUCAACGAUGGAUCAGACCGGACUCAAGAUUUCGCGAUAUCAAACCCUCCUCCAGCGUCCGAUAACGAUCGCCUCAUCCAAGACUUCAUAUCCCAAACCGAGUCGUUACCAGAGCGUCCAGAUCCAAAGAAACAGACCUAUACAUCAAGCCUUGAGAUUGAGGCUGGACUACCAAACAACAAGCUGGAGCUUUACAAUGAGUAUCUGAGUGUUUUCCGCGCCAGCAAGAGCGAUAACUUUAGCAGCGAGGAGCUCGCCAAGGUGCUGGACGCGGCCAAAAACAAGGCGGCAGAGUUGGGUUUCUCCACCACCAUGGUUAUGAUGCCGGCUUCGAAGACUCGCUCCAAGCGUGGCGCCAAUCCUUGGGGUACAUACGACCUUCCUUCCAAAGAAGCACGUCGCCAGAACCCCGAAGCGGUGCUUUCCUCAAACCCGGAGGCCUCCUCUUCGCCCAAUCCUAAAGUAUCCGAUCUUGAAGACUUUCCUGUCAUUGCCUUCGCCGAAGAUCAGGCACCAGUGCGAGGCAUCCUUCCAAGCUGCUUUGAUAGUCUGUCCGCCUGCCAGAAGCUGACGCACAACUGUUCUAGCCAUGGCGAGUGCAAGGUGCUUCAUAAGCGUCGCGGGUCCGGCAGCAACCAGGAGUCGGUGGAUUGCUUCGGCUGUGCCUGCUCGCCCACCGUCCAGGAGGUUGGUGAGAACAAGGGUAAGAAGGUCACGUACUGGGGCGGACCGGCUUGCCAAAAGAAGGAUAUCUCGGUCCAGUUCUGGCUGUUUGUUGGCAGCGGUGUCGUCCUUGCCUUCUUGGUAGCAUCAGCUAUUGGCAUGCUGUACUCGAUGGGCAGUGAGGAGCUACCGAGUGUUAUCGGUGCAGGUGUCAGCGGUCCUGUCAGGAAGUAA
Cucurbitaria berberidis CBS 394.84 is the source of this 1176-nucleotide messenger RNA. RefSeq lists its product as uncharacterized. Bases 1 to 1176 code for a protein of 391 amino acids. The transcript has 2 exons. Gene Ontology annotation, cellular component: endoplasmic reticulum. The record is from RefSeq and is a predicted model, not a curated record. Lineage: Eukaryota; Fungi; Ascomycota; Dothideomycetes; Pleosporales; Cucurbitariaceae.